AUGUCCAUUGUGGUUGAAAAUAGAAUAGAGCUAUUUGAAAACAAAGAUAUCAAAGAGAUAAAUGAUGCUAGAAAUAAAAGAGACACUUACGAAUACAACUACACCAAGAAAAUUAAAACGGAAACAACAGUCAAUUGGAGUGUAAAGAGGACUGAAACUGGCAAUAGUCAAAAAAUAAUUUCUAAUGGUUCAGAAGCAGUUACAGAGGCAUGCUUGAGAUGUAUUUGCCAGGCCAGCUCGGGUUGUCAGCAGGGUUUAACCUGUGUCAAUGAUGUCUGCGGUCCAUUCAAGAUCACCUGGGCGUACUGGGUUGAUGCGGGAAAACUAACUCUGCCUGGCGUUUCUCAGGACUCUGCUGAUCCGUACUCGGGCUGCACCAAUGACGCUCAAUGUGCCGCUGAUACCGUCAAGGGAUAUAUGAGGAGAUUAGGGCAAGACUGUAAUGGAGACGGCGUUGUCAAUUGCUAUGAUUACAUGGCAAUCCACAGACUCGGAGGCUACGGGUGCAAAAAAGACUUGCCGCUUGAAUACGUUAAUGCGUUCCACCAAUGUGUCGCUCAACAGUGAUGGGGAAAAGGUCUAAUUCUGGAACAUUUCAUAAAUAGAACAUAGAUCAGAUUAAAAAAUAAA
Molecule: messenger RNA, 630 nt
Organism: Maniola jurtina (meadow brown)
Lineage: Eukaryota; Metazoa; Arthropoda; Insecta; Lepidoptera; Nymphalidae
Product: lysozyme-like
Exons: 5
Coding region: 1-567 (188 amino acids)
Molecular function (GO): lysozyme activity
Source: RefSeq, a predicted model, not a curated record